Messenger RNA from Humulus lupulus (European hop), 1437 nucleotides. RefSeq lists its product as uncharacterized. The record is from RefSeq and is a predicted model, not a curated record. The coding region runs from base 1 to 1437 and encodes 478 amino acids. The transcript has a single exon. NCBI's taxonomy places the organism in Eukaryota, Viridiplantae, Streptophyta, Magnoliopsida, Rosales, Cannabaceae.
AUGGCGAGACGUAAGAGAGUACACCAGAAGCCAGUUUCAAUCGACAAUGGCAAUGUGGACAAGGAUGGUGACGAGAGUAGACAUGUGGGCGUGGGUGGUGAAUCGGUUGUAGUCGACGAUGAUGCUCUUCCAGCUAAGACGGAGGAUGUUUUCAAGGACUCGAUGGCAGAAUUUCCAGAGAUUGGAGGGUCGGUGAAAGGUGAUUUGCUUAGGGAUAAGGUGGAUUUGGCCCAGACUGGUUUGAGAUGGAGUGAGCAAGAAGAAGAUCUUAAUAAUUAUGCUAAUCAAGCUAAGGAUAAGUGGGCAUCAUUCAAAGAUCUGUUGCCGAACCAAGGGGGUGCUCGGUUACAAUUUGAGGAGCCAUUAGUUCAGGAUGGUCAUCGAAUUGCUCAGGUGGAGUUAGAAGAAAUAGCGGUUGAAACAUCUAAUUGGAAUUCUGCUGUAGUGUGUACGGUUUUGGGUGCUAACUCCCCGUUCACCGUUUUUGAGGGUUUCAUCAAGAGAAUGUGGGGAAAACUGGGUAUAGAGCGAAUAGCGAGAUUAAAUGCUUGCCAUACGUUGGUCAAGUUCAGGGAUGAAACGACUAGGGAUCUGGUACUAGAAAAUGGAGUUUUGCACUUUGAUAGAAAACCAGUCAUUGUUAGGCCAUGGACAGUUGAAUUAGAUCAUUUGAGGAUGAUUAAAUCGGUCCCAGUUUGGGUGAGGUUGCCCGGUUUGGGGCUUCAGUAUUGGGGAACCAAAUGCCUUAGUGCUUUAGUUAGUACUCUUGGCAAACCAAUCAUGGUGGAUAAGGUUACAAUGGAUAGGUCUAUGAUGCAAUUUGCUAUAGUUUUAGUUGAUAUUGACAUAGCUGAUGAGGUCCCGAAAUCCAUUCAGUUCUUGAAUGAAAGAGGUCAAUUAAUGGAACAAUUUGUUGAGUUUGAGUGGCUACCCACACAAUGUAAGCUGUGCAAGGUGUUUGGUCAUACUGAAUCUUUAUGUAAUAAGAAAAAAGAUGUAGUUUGGAGACCAAAAGAUCAGUUAGUUAAUGGAUCCAAAUUGGAUAACUCGGUGGAGGAGAAUAUAAGGGGCAAUUCUGUGGUGCACAAGGUGGCUAGUUCUUCAGCGCCAGGUACAGGAGAGGGGGACAAGACUAAUUUGCAUGACAAGGCACUGAAAGGUUCACAAGUUCAGACAAAUACAGAGUCGGAUGCAGUUGAUUUUAACCAAGUUUCCAAAGGAGACCAGGUGUCUGUUGACCGUGGUUCAGUUAGUAUGGUAGAAACAGAAGGAGAUUGGAUUACUCCUAGGAAAGUUAGGGGGAAGAAAUCGCUGACUUAUAAGGCUCAGAACAGGGUUAAAAACACUUAUAAUGUCUUACUAGAUAAGAAUGGGGAGGAUGCGAAUUUGGCUUUGCUUGCAAAUAAAAAAUCUGAUGGUAGAGUUCCAAAUUCUUAG